CCCUUUCCCUCCCCAGGAGGAGCUGGGGAGGCUCUUGGGGGUGGGGCGGAACACAGGGAGCCCCCGCAUUCCUUCCGGGGAGACGCCAAAGAGUCCUUAGCAGCCAACAGCCAGAAGGGACCAUGGCGCGGCCACCAAUGCAGCUCCCACUGCCUGGGCCCUGGGGCCCCCCAGCGCCCCAGCUUUUUCAGCCAUUUGUGCUCCCCGGAACCUUCUACCCUCGAGGCAGGGACCGACCCCAACCCCUGCAGCCCAGGGACGCUCUUGGGGGCAAGAGCAGAGGUGACCACCGGCCAUUGCUCCUGUCUCUCUCUCUCAGGCUCAGCCAACCUGUGCCAUCUGCCCGCGCAGGAGCAGCCCUUCCCUGCAGCCUGGGCACCCCUGGCAGGGGGGGCACCCCAGGCCCCCCAGGCACCACCAGCAGGUCUGCAGAGGGCUCCAUGUGGCUGCCUCUUCGACCCCCGGGUCUUCCGCAUCCAGUGGACAACCACCGACCUGCCUCCACCGGCCACCGCCACGCUCGGCCAAGGCGCCGCUUCUCUGCCGGGUGCUGCCCUGUGGGGUCCCGGGGGCUGCGGGGCCCCCCUGGCCUGGGCAGCCCCAGGGACCCCCCAGGGCCAACCACAAUACCUUGCACCCUACGAAAAUCUGAGGAGUGGGGUGGCCCCAGCCCCUCUGGAGCUGCCAGUGUCCAUCCCCGGCUACCAGCACAUCGAGGGGCAGUUGGCACAGAUCAACAUCUCCAGCACGGCCACCCCUGUGGGGGCACCCCCAGGCAGCGACGUCCCCCUGGGCAGCAGUGUCCCCCCCAGGCCCUGCGCUGCCGCCCACAACCAAGCCCUCGGGGACACUGCAGGUGACCUUGCAGUGUCCGAGGAGAUGCUCCUGGAAGAGGCCCUAAGGCUCUUCGGUUGCUCCCUGGAUGGAGUGGGGGUCAGCCAGGAUGGUCCCAGCAGCGGCCCCAUGCCUGGGGACCCUGCUGGCACCAGUGGAGAGGGGAGAGGGAUGGCCCCAGCCCCCCCAGCGCUGCCAACACCCAUCCCCGGCUACGAGGACAUCGAGGGGCCAUUGGCCAAGAUCAACACCUGCGGCAUGGCCACCCCUGCGGGGGCACCCCCAGGCAGCGACGUCCCCCCAGGUGAACUUGCAGCGUCUGAGAAAGUGGCUCUCCAAGAGGCCCUAGUGCUCUUUGAUUGCUCCCUGGAUGGGGUGGGGGUCAGCCAGCAUGCUCCCAGCAGGAGCUCCAUGCCCGAGGACGCUGGCGGCGCCGGCGCAGCCACCCCCAACUGCGACUUCAGCUCGCUCUCGCUGCCUGAGGAGCUGCUCACCCCUGACUACUGCAUCCCCGAGCUCAGCGACAUCAUGCUGAGCCUCAAAAUAUCCAACGUCAUCGGGAUGGAGCCCCAGGAGCCGUGGCAGGAUGCCGGGAUGGACCUGCCACCAUCCCCACCUGCCGUGGCAGACAAGCCGAGGAAGAGGCAGGCGCAGAGCUCCUUGCCAAUGCCACCCAGCAAGCGCAGGGCUCUCGCAGCCAACGUGGGGGUGUGAGGGGGGGCUUAG
This is a messenger RNA of Harpia harpyja (harpy eagle), 1560 nucleotides long. Its product is annotated as proline-rich protein 22-like. The annotation marks the transcript as partial. NCBI's taxonomy places the organism in Eukaryota, Metazoa, Chordata, Aves, Accipitriformes, Accipitridae. The transcript is spliced from 3 exons. The record is from RefSeq and is a predicted model, not a curated record.